GCUAGCAACAGUCCAGACGCAAUAAUCGCGUUCGUGAUAAAAUUCGAGUGUUAACUGCGAAAAAUCCUAAAUUUGUGACGUAAAACAAGUUAUUUUAUCUAGUAAUGGCUACUCCAGUACCGGAAGGAUUGGAUGUCACGGAUCUCAAAUUCAAGCUACAGAGUAAAGUUGCAAUUUUCAAGGGAGAUGGCAACGUCAAGAAUAGCUGUAACUUGCUUGCAACAGCCAGCGUUUAUGGAUUAAUUUUUUCCGGUACGACGGGACCAAACUUUAAAGUCUUACAGUUGAAGGAUAUCACCACGGAACGAGCAGUAGAUGUGGCUGUUCCAUUGCGCACAGUUCCACUACCGAGUGAGCCGUUUCAAAUGGCAACCAGCUGUGACCACGAAUUGUUAGCGGUUGAUGUUAUUUCUAAUAAUGUUCCCUUAAUCCACAUUUAUUCGGUAGCAUCAUUUCUCACACCAUCCAUCAGAAAGCUACAUGAAAUCAGAACAUCGCCAGAGGGUAUAGUUCGAAGUACGCAGCUAUUGUGGAAUCCAGUGAUCCACAACAUGUUCUCGUUACGCACGGAAAACGGCGCCCUUUCGGUGUAUACUUUGAAGGAGCCAACAGGUUUAGAAUUUCAUUCUCUGGAUAAAAAUGAAGGGACAAUUUGUGCUUGCUGGAGCCCCAAAGGAAAGCAACUGGUUGUUGGGUUUGCCAACGGUAAGCUUGUUCAGUACAAGCCUGACCUAAAAUUGGCACGGACAAUUACCUGUCCCGUUGGUGUUAUGGACGGAAAUUUCGAUGUUAUCGCGUUGCAAUGGUUAUCAACGUACCAAUUUGCUGCCGUAUUUUUACCCAGAGCAGAUGACAGUGUUCCGGCGCUGUUCAUCGUGAAUGCACCGAAAACAGGAAAUCCAGUUUUUAUCAACUAUGACGAUAUUUGCUAUAGUCAAAGCGUACCGCGAAAAGGGCAGAUAUUUUUGCAACACAUUCUUCCAUGGAAUCUUUUGUUAAUGGCAUCAGCGAAUAGUAUGGAGGUUGGAAUCUUGGGAACUACUGAGACGGGGGAAACACCCACCUGGUACCAGUGGACUACGACGGACGAAGCGCGAGCGGAACUUCCAUUAUCUUCGGACAAGCAGGAAACUUUUCCAGUAGGAAUGGCGCUAGAAACCGGUUGCACUCACGUUCUUACCAUUAGUGAGCAAACGUUUCCAGUGAUGCCGAUGAUACAUUUGUUAUCAACUUACGGUUUUUUGGUGUCAUUCAACAUCCUGAAUCUUACUCCAAAUAUUCCAAAUAUCUGUUCACCGCCAAAACCGGUCGCAGAUACUUCCGGUAAAUUUCAAAUAAUGGAUAGCAAGCCGUCAGUUCCGGCUGUGAACGCAAUAGCUCCUACGGUUGCAUCACAAGCGGGUGACAUUUCUUUUGCUGUACCAGCGGGAGCUACAUCUACACCAGCUGUGGCGAAAUCCAAAUCAUUCUUCAGUCCCAGCGAAAACAAAUCUCCGAUGAAUCUUUUUGGAGGAGGAUCUUCUACCAAUUCAGCCAAUGCUGCAAUUGUCCCUACUUUUGGUAAGCAGAUUGCUUUUGCUGCAUCCCCUUCAACUACGACCGCGGAGCCAGUAAAAACGAAUCCUUUUGGAAGCGCGCCUAAUGCAUUCGCACAAACCGGGCAGGCAUUCGCCCAGCCUCAAGCUCAGUCAUCUCUUCUGAAAGCAACAUUAGCUCAACCACAAAAGACCCCAGAAUCAGCCAAGCCCUUGGUGACGGUUCCUUCAACCUACACACCUUCGCCACAGAAUCAAGUUCAACGGUCUGGUUCCAACGGAAACCUUUCCCAGCAGCCCCAGAAAUCUGUUCAGAAGAAACCCGAUUCCUCCGACGACACAAACACCGAGAUUCGUUCGAUGAUUUCCGAAGAAAUGCGGAAGUUCGAGGAUGAGCUUUCCGCUUUAAAGCAUCGUUGCAAUUCGCUCAACACAACUGUUGGUUCGAAGGAAGAAUGCGCCACGAUCGUCAAGAACCUAAAAGAACUCCAUGAUUUGAGUAUCCAAGCAACGGAAAGCACCGAUUCUCUUACUUCAGAUGUUCAAGCCUUGCGGCUGGGUCUGAACGAGGCCUUUGCUAUGGUAGCCGAAGCAAAUAGUAAGAACGCGAUCUACAAACAUCCAAGCCCGAAUCAGUUCCAGGAAACUCAUGCCAUGUCCCAAUCCAGCCGAAGGCAACUUACAAGUCUUCAGAACAUGCUGGCGGUCAACAAAAAUCAGCUGCAAAUCGUCAACAAACAUAUCGAUGCUCAAUGGUCGACCUUUCAGGAAGCAAACCGAGUCAACUCGAAACAAAGAAUGCACGUUCCAAGCUUGGAAGUACUUUAUCAAACGUUAUCUAAACAGCAAGAAAUUUUAAAUAGACAACGCGAGAAGCUGAGUUUCAUCAAGGGGCGCCUCGGUAUGCGCGAAAGCAUUCGUGGGUUGGAAAAAGGACAUCGGAAGGAUCCGCAUGGUGGAGAACACGGAGCAGCCAUCGAUUCUUUGACCGAUUCCAUUAUUUCGAUGACAAUCGCUGAUCAAGUUCGAAAAGAUGCAAUACAAAUGAAUGAUGCUAAAAUGAGUUCUUUGCGAAACGUUCUACGGAACAGAAGAAUCGUAACAAUCAAACCUGGCAGACCGGAUCGGGUUGGCCUAAAUUCCGAAGUAAUUCGUGAGAGAAGAAACGAGGUUCGUCGGAUUAAUCUGGAAAAGGGAAAAGUUCAGACCGAAACUGUCUCAGCUCCUACCCCAGCCGCGGCUGCUCCGAAAAAAGUAGAAAAAGUUAAACCCAAGCCGAAAAUAAUUGAGCAGGAAGCAACGCCAGUAAUUGCUCCGGUUAAAUCUACCCCUAUUGUAGCCGCAAGAGAAACAGUUCAAGAAUUUGAAUUACCCAAAGCAAUGGGUUUGCCGUCAUUCGGCUCUAAGCACAAUUCCGUGUCACCUGCAGUAGCGACAACGGUAACACGCCCUGUAGCCCCCUCACCGACAGCGGCAGGGACAUUCAGUUUUACACCUUCGACGUCGAUGGUACCAACCGCUGCGACUACGACAAAAACGGCAACGGUUUUUAGUGCGUCGACGGCUACCGCUGCCGGUACGGUACCUGUUUUUAGCUUUGGACAAUCAACGCCGAGCUUCGGUCAGCCGACUAAAGCUAAAGAAAACAUCGCUAAGGAAACAGUGCUAUUCGGAAACACCACCAUUAAACCGGUCACAGCUGCAACCAAAAAUGUUUCAACAGACAAAGAAAACCAGGAGCCCACACAGAAGCCCACCCCAUUAUUUGGCUUUGGUAGCACAACUAUUCAGGCCGUUUCUAAGGUGGACAGUUCUUCAGAACCAAAUAAAUCUGUGCUAACCUUUGGGUCUAACUCCGCCGCGAACAGCAAACCAUCCACGUUCUCGUUUGGAGCUCCUGCCGGUGGCCCACCUAGUUUCAGCUUAUCGCAGUCUGCUUCGCCAGCCCCCGUUUUGAAUUUGGCUAAGGAAAGGGAUUCGGUACCAAAAAAAGUCGAAAAAGCUAGUGCUGAAAUAAAAACGGAUGAGCAAACUCUUGCGUCAGGUACAGAUGAUACCAGAGCAGGCAAAGAAAGUGUUAAAACCGCAUUCCCUGCACUAACAAAUUUACUGAAACCUGUCAGCCAUGGCGUAACGGACGCCUCUAAGUCUUCCAACUUGUUUGGAACUGAAUCCAAAACUACACCUGCACCUAUAUUCGGGAUUCCAUCGACAACUCCAAGCACCGGGCUUUUUGGAAGCAUAAAAAAUACAGCUACACUUCCAACUAUCUCUUCUUCUAGUAGCAUUCUUACCGGAGAAGCAACAGUGUCAACCGCUUUCAGUGCGCCGGUUGGCACUACAGAGAACACGACCACAACCGCUACAGUUACAAGCACAACGACGACUAUGCUCGGUUCCAUAAAAUUACCCACUACCACUAGCACCUCUUCAGGAUUGUCGUUCGGUAGCAUCGGAGUCCCUGCAAAGCCGACAGAUUUGUCUAUAAAGUCGGAUGUCGCAUUUGGAUCGGCAAAAUCUUCAUUUAUAUCUCCAGUGGUUGCAGCGGCGACGGUCACUGCUUCCAGUGCAUCAUCCACGACAGCUACUGCAGCUACUCCCAGUUUCUCGUUUGGAUCUGUCACAAUGCCAACAGCAGUGUCUUCAAGCGCGAUUAGUCUAACCACCGCAGCAACAUCAACCACUGACACAACAACAAACUUGUUCGGAGCCUUCAAUAUUUGUUCUCCGGUUGCAACAACUGCAACGAAGUCUCCCACGGGAAACAUAUUUGGAAGUACUUCUUUCACAGCUGCAAAAACUGAAACCACUUCAAUCUUUGGUACCAACUCCGGCGGCAUAACCACCGCUUCUACUUUUGGUACGGCAGCCACAGAUGCUUCCAAAGAUUCUGCCAAUGUUUUCGGUAACACUCCAGCUGCUGUUGUUAGCACGUCACCUCAAACAGGAUUGUUCAGUUCGGUGGUGGCAACCAGCAGUGCGGGAUCAUCAAUGUUUGGCGGUAGUACGGUUACAGCUGGUUCGCCGUUCAUUGCUACUGCACCAGCUCCAGCUGGCGAAGGUCUGUUCGGAUCUGUCAGUACACCAGCAACGGGUACUCAAGGUCCCAUUUUCGGAGGUGCAGCCACUAGCGCCCAGCCAUCUGCAAGUGCAUUCGGAUCGAUAACUGCUCCAACGGCGACAACAGCUUCCAAUAUCUUCGGCAGUGCUACUAGUGGCACAAUGUUCGGUUCGACGGGCACUACGUCGACAACGGGUGGAUCAUUUUUCGGAGGAACGGCCUCCUUCAGUAAUACUAGCGCGAGUUCAGGGAACAUAUUUGGAUCCACUGGAUUCGGUUCGACAGCAUUUGGACAACCAUCCUCACCGCAAUCCGGCCAGUCAAUAUUCGGCGGAGCGAGCAAUUCUUCAGGCUUCGGUAGUACCAGCUUCGGAGCAUCCUCAGCAGGAGCAUUCAGUCAACCUACCGGUGGUACUGUAGCGCAGGCUGGUUUCGGUUCGCCGAACGCAUCCGCUUUCAAUAAGCCUACUUUUGGAGGACCUGCAGCUUUCGGUGGAACGCCCGCAUUUGGUGGCACACCUACAUUCGGUGCAACACCUGGUUUCGGUAGUCCACCUGCGUUCGGUAGUAAACCCUCGUUUGGCGUCACUAGCGGGUUCGGUCAAGCACCGCUGAGUCCUUCUACGCAAUCAAACAACCUUUUCGAGCAGCUAGGAUCAUCUACGUCCGGAGUAUCCUUCGGAAAUCUUGCCCAGCAACCGACGCAGAAGUCACCGCAAUUCGGUGGAUCGUCAUUUUCGAGCUGGAGGUCGUAGAGCCUGGAUAAGCAGGUAGAGUAAGCUUAAAAACUGUGUAUGUUAUGUGUUAUGACUAUAAUGACAGCUCCAUUUUAUUUA
Topomyia yanbarensis is the source of this 5432-nucleotide messenger RNA. RefSeq names its product nuclear pore complex protein Nup214 (gene Nup214). NCBI's taxonomy places the organism in Eukaryota, Metazoa, Arthropoda, Insecta, Diptera, Culicidae. Gene Ontology annotation, cellular component: nuclear pore. Gene Ontology annotation, molecular function: protein binding; structural constituent of nuclear pore. The transcript is spliced from 6 exons. Gene Ontology annotation, biological process: protein import into nucleus; RNA export from nucleus. The coding region runs from base 105 to 5351 and encodes 1748 amino acids. The record is from RefSeq and is a predicted model, not a curated record.